ACAAUGAGAGCAGAACUUCGCCUUUUAUUUUGUUUAUGAAAGAUGCUGAGAAGUUUCUCGCAAAAUAUGAUGAGGAGUUUAUCGCAGAAAAUGACUCUUGUAACACGUUUAAGGAAAAACUUGAAAAGCUUCCCGACAAUGUCAUCGUAAUUGGUUCUCACACUCAUUCUGACAAUCAUAAAGAGAAGUCACAUCCUGGUGGUUUGACUUGCAACAUACUUCAAACUGGUCACUUUGGAUUGUCAUUGCCGGAUCGUUUUGUCUGUGCUAAGGGGCAUGACAAGGGGAAGGAAGUUUCAAAGGAAAAAAAAAUAUUGGCUGUGCUUUUUCCAAACAAAGUGACCAUUCGCAAGCCACAGGAUGCACCCCUGCUCACAUCUUGGAAGCUCCAAUUGGAUCAUGAUGCAGCAACUCUGAAAAUGAAGACAAACUUAGAUCUCCUACGAACUGUUUUGGUUCAGAAUAGUAUGGAAUGUCAAGGGCUUGAAAGUUUGUGCAUCAAGGAUCUGACCCUUACAGAUAAAAUCGCCGAGAAGGUAGUUGGAUGGGCUCUAAGUCACCAUCUAAAGCAGAAUCCGGAAGCUGAUGCUAACUCGAGGCUUGUUUUAUCUUAUGAAAGCAUCCAGUAUGGCAUCGGAAUAUUCCAGGCUAUCAAGAAUGAAUCUAAAAGCUUGAAGAAGUCACUUAAGAAUGUCGUAACUGAAAAUGAAUUCGAGAGGAAGCUUUUAGCUGAUGUCGUUCCACCGGAUGACAUUGGAGUUACCUUUAACAAUAUUGGAGCACUUGAAAAGGUGAAGGAUACAUUAAAGGAGUUGGUCAUGCUUCCUUUACAGAGGCCUGAACUCUUCUGCAAGGGGCAGCUAACCAAGCCUUGCAAGGGCAUACUCUUGUUUGGACCUCCCGGAACCGGAAAGACCAUGCUGGCAAAGGCCGUUGCUACGGAAGCUGGUGCAAACUUCAUCAGUAUAUCAAUGUCAAGCCUCACAUCGAAGUGGUAUGGUGAUGGUGAGAAAUAUGUUAAAGCUGUUUUUUCCCUAGCUAGUAAAAUCGCUCCCUGUGUCAUAUUUAUUGACGAGGUUGAUAGCAUGUUGAAGCAGAGGGAUAUUUCCCAGGAGCAUGAAGCCAUGCGUAAGAUGAAAAAUGAAUUCAUGAUGAAUUGGGAUGGUCUACUUACAAAAGACACCGAACGGGUUCUUGUACUUGCUGCCACUAAUAGGCCUUAUGACCUCGAUGAGGCUGUCAUUCGAAGGCUGCCACGCAGAUUGAUGGUGGACCUGCCGAAUGGCGCAAAUAGAGCAAAGAUACUCAAUGCUAUUCUAGAAAAAGAGGACGUGUCCUCUGAUGUUGAUUUGGAUGCUAUUGCGAGUAUGACGGACGGAUAUUCCGGGAGCGACCUUAAGAAUCUGUGUGUGACUGCUGCGCACUGUCCAAUUCAAGAGAUUCUUGAAAAGGAGGAAAAGGAACAAGCCGCUGCUCGAGCCGAAGGCAAACCUGCACCACCUUCGAGCAAGACUUCCGACCUACGCCCUUUAAACAUGGAGGACUUUAAAAAUGCUCAUGAAAGAGUACAUGUCAGCAUAUGGUCGGAGUCUGUGAACAUGAGAACUCUGCGUCAAUGGAACGAGCUCUACGGCGAGUGUGGUUUGAGACGAAAGGAGGCUCCCAGCUACUUCGUCUGAAGGCCUUCUUCGUAUAUCUUCCUAAAAACUAUGCUCUACUUGUAAAUGCAUCCAAGAAAGUGAUUUUUGUCUGUAAAAAAUGAGUUUUCAGUUACAUAUACAUACAUUUCACUUCGCUAGCCAAGUUCAGCUAAAGGGAUUUGUGAAACAACAAAUUUCAU
This is a messenger RNA of Hibiscus syriacus, 1840 nucleotides long. Its product is annotated as protein MSP1-like. Gene Ontology annotation, molecular function: ATP binding; ATP hydrolysis activity. Lineage: Eukaryota; Viridiplantae; Streptophyta; Magnoliopsida; Malvales; Malvaceae. The transcript is spliced from 14 exons. The record is from RefSeq and is a predicted model, not a curated record. Bases 36 to 1679 code for a protein of 547 amino acids. Gene Ontology annotation, cellular component: mitochondrial outer membrane.